UCGGCAGCUGCAAACUGGAAAGUGCCUGACAGCCAGGGAGGAUUCAGUCAGGAAAACUGCGGCUAGGUUUGUCCACUUAAAUGAGGGAAACUGAUGUUUUCUUCGCUUCGCCGUGUCUGCAGGUAUAAAAUUCUGUGAGCUUGUUUCAUUCGUGUUUUUUUAGCCAGCCAAGUUGAUGCUACCCUGCGAGUGCUAGCUUGUGUUAGCAGGCUAGCUCUUUGUGCGGCUAGGUGCUAGCUGAGGGAUGUUUUGUUGUUGUUGAACUGAGCAGCCCUCCCGUCGUCUGGGAGAGGAGAUUCAUCAGCUGUGUAUGGGAAAAACGCCUGGUCGACGCCUUCUCAUCAACUGACAUUAUCUGUGAAAGUGGCCCGUGAAAGCCCGCUGUUUAACGUUCCUCAAGCGACACCGAGUGAGGAGAGAGUUUGACCGAAGUGGAAGGAGAUGGGAAACUGUCUGAAAUCUCCGACCUCGGAUGAUAUUUCUUUGCUACACGAAUCUCAGUCGGACCGGGCCAGCUACGGAGACGGUGCUGACCCCGACCAGGAGCCACCGCCCCCUUAUCAGGAGCAGCUCCAUGUGCCUGUCUACCACCCAACACCCAGCCAAGCCCGACUGGCCACUCAGCUGACAGAGGAGGAGCAGGUCCGCAUCGCCCAGAGAAUCGGACUCAUCCAGCACCUCCCGAAGGGCGUGUACGACCCAGGGCGGGAUGGCUCUGAGAAGAAAAUCAGAGAGUGCGUCAUCUGUAUGAUGGACUUUGUGUAUGGAGACCCCAUCCGGUUCCUGCCCUGCAUGCACAUCUACCACAUGGACUGUAUAGAUGACUGGCUGAUGAGAUCCUUCACCUGCCCCUCCUGCAUGGAGCCUGUGGACGCCGCACUGCUCUCCUCCUACGAGACCAACUGACACACACACGCACACAUAUGCCCACAGACACCUGUGGGCCAGACUGAACACACACACAUACAAUAUGCACACAAAUGGACACACAACUUUCAUCUUGCUAACCCAUAUCCUGGAUUAGUAAAGUGGUGAUACAAAGCAGUGACCAUGUAAAAGAUUUGGGAUGAACUCUGUGUGUGUGUGUGUGUGUGUGUGUGUGUGUGUGUGUGUGUGUGUGUGAGAGAGAGAGAGAGAGAGAGCAUGCAUGUGCGUAUGUUGUAUGUGUGUGCUGCACAAGUUCCUCAGUUGGCCUGCUGGACAGGAUUGAAGGAACGAGUGCUGGGGUUAACGACGAGCAGGAAGGAGCUGGAUUGUGGAAAGGAGGAUACAGAUGAGAGGAUAAAGGAAGGUCGAGGGGAAUGGAUGACGGUUAACUGGUAUGAUUAAGAAACCUUUCCAAGAUCCGCUUUUUACGCAAACACACACACACACACUUCCUUUAUUUAAUCCCCCUCAUUAAAAUGAAGAGUGACCGAACGCUGGAGGAUGGACAUCUGACCACCGUCACCAGGCUGCAGAUUGUGUUUGUUGGACUGCUGAGACCUAAUUACUUCAGUGUCGCACUGCAAGACAAAGGGAAAGAAACGCCCUUCAGAAGGUCUGCCAGAUGCUUUGAUGUGUCUCCAGACAGACGCCUGUUGAGAGUCAUAUCUGCUGCAAAAACUGCUACACAUGCAGACACGUGAUUUAAAGACUGCUAAAGAUGAACAUCAUACUUCAGACUGCGAACAUCAGAUAUAUUCUGCAGACACACCACAGGCCUCCACUUGGCCUCGGGUCAUCUAGAUCUUAUAGGAGAAAGAUAAGUUUGGUUGGUCCAUUGAUUGUCCUGUGGCUUUGUGAAAUCUGUCCUGUGUUGUUGUUUUGUCAGUCAGCAUAAGGGCUCAGUUGAACCAGUGUUUACCAACAACACAGAUAUGGCAAAGAAAAUACAGUAUGCGCUUUAGUCACAAAUGGGAUGGAUAGCUGGUAGACUGUUGCUGUCAAAUUAUUGACUUCUCAUGACAGCGAGACCUCAGAUUAUUGGCUAAAGCACAAGUAGACCAGUUGGCAAACCAUUGAUACAAAUCAGAUAUUUGCACUUAUUAAUCAGACUUGUGACAAGAGUUGACCAUAAGCAUUCAGUAAUCCUGUCAUAUUAAAGCAUAUGAUUUGUGUUACCUUCAUUCUCAUUACCAUUGCAGUGAUUUGUAAUGAGCCACUGUCUCUGUGGACCUGAGGGGUGAACUACGAAGCGAGACCAGUGAGUUGGCGAGGUCUUUAGAGCCUAAGGCCAGAGUUUUCCAUGUCAUGAAGGGGGUUCUCUUUUCACCUGGCUAGAUUGCCAUGGUAACUUAUGCUACACACCUGCCCUGCUCCGGAGGAUUUUGUGUUCAGAGUUUCAGUUUUGAAAUUUAUAGAAAGCGUCACCCUUUCACUAAUUUUUUUCCCUGACGAUAUUCUCUGUGAGCGAUACAGAUUCUCAGCUGAGGGAAUAUCUUAUAUAUGCAAACCUGCUGAGCCGUACAUUAGUAAUGUCACCGAACGCAGCCGUACAGCAGUGCAAACUGCAUGCUCGCGUUACGUUUUUUUGCCAUGAGAACCUACGUGCAUUCAGUUGGUGAUGAAAAUCAUUUUUUCCCCAUUUCCCCCCUUCAGGUGAAAAGAGUGAUGAAAGCACAGAAACUGUAAACCACUUCAGAUUCAGUUUUUAACAUUGGUCCUGAUUUGCUGCCAAGUCUGUAUCACACUGAUGGUUUUGCAGCUAAUACAACACUGAUUAGAAAAUUAGUCUAUUGGUAAGUAUCACAGACACUGACAGUGGAGUGAGGGGUAAAAUAAAUAUCAGCUUACAAAUUUGGGCAUUGACCCUGAUGAAGGAAACCUGGGUGAACAAAUAAAGUUGAUAACCACCACCAGGAUACUCCUUUCUCUGAUUGGGGUUUUAGGUUUUGUCGAGCCAGCUCACAUGAAGAAAGGCUGUAUGGAUCUUGCUUUGUAGUACACCCCCCCCCCCCCCCCCCCCCCCCCCCCCCGGAGUCUAAACAUGGUUUAGUUAAGGACAUAAAUAAAAACAUGCACGAGGCUGGACUCAUGUAAUGUGUUUGCUUUUAUAAAGUAUCCCUUCUUUUAAAAUCCUGUUUUGUAGUAUAACCAGGCCUUAAGCAAACAUCGCCGGCCAGGGAGGCCGUUAACGCUGGCAGGUGACGCUGGUGAUGGCGAAUGCAUCUGGUUACAAGUUGUCUGUCGCCCAAGUCACCCAGUUUACUAUUAAAGCACAAAGAAAUACACUUGUUCAGUUCUAUUAUCCUUCCCUCUACUAACUCUGGCCUACAUGUGGGUCUGUAAAACUUUGAAUUAAGCAGGAAAUGAUAAAUCAUUUAAGCUCCCCCUGUAUAGCGGGCAUGAUACAGAUCCAACACAGUUUGAAAACAUGCCUUUAGUGAUCUGUGUAUGUGUGUGUGUGUUUGAGAAAAAAUUAAAGGGGGGGGGGGGGGGG
Messenger RNA from Chelmon rostratus (copperband butterflyfish), 3421 nucleotides. RefSeq names its product ring finger protein 11b (gene rnf11b). The record is from RefSeq and is a predicted model, not a curated record. The coding region runs from base 442 to 906 and encodes 154 amino acids. The transcript has 3 exons. Lineage: Eukaryota; Metazoa; Chordata; Actinopteri; Chaetodontiformes; Chaetodontidae.